UUGUUUGCCUAGCUGGACUUCAGUGUUACUUGAGUGCAAUAUCUUCAUCCCUAUUACCGUCACGGUCACUAAGUACAGUCAAAUCACUUGUUUUAUCAUGGCUACUCGCAGCGCACGCUGGCACAACGCUCUCAAGCUCGCUCUGCGAAACGAAGAAGGCAUGAAAGAUGUCUUUCAGCUCGCAACCACCGACUUCAACAACGCUACUCCACACGUUCGUUGCCAUGUCCUCAGGGGCCACAUCAUCCAUCCAUCCCUGCCUUCUCUACCCCUACUCCUCACAACCACAGACAUCCGUACUCCAAAGGUUGCUCAGAUCAAAUCCAACCCCAGCCAUCGCGUAGAAGCACAUUUCUGGAUCAAAGCCACGAACGAGCAAUUCCGCGUCUCUGGACAUGCGGCUAUCUACCCCUCACCCGAACUUCAGGAGAACAAAGGAAUCGAGGGUGUGGGAGAGGUGUAUGAUGCAUUCCGGAGUCAGGGGUGGGACUGGGAGGACGAGCGACGGAGGCAAUUUGAUAGUGUCGGUGCGCACAUGCGCGCAUCCUGGUGCCGACCUAUUCCGGGUUCCCCCAUGGACUCUUAUAGCGAUGCUGAAAAGUGGCCUGUCACAGUUGCGAAACCCGGAGAGGAAGGGUAUGACGCUAAGAAUUACGAGGAAGCCCGCGGAAACUUUGCAUUACUUCUGAUCGAUCCCAUUGAAGUUGACUAUAUCGAACUUGGAGUUAUGCCUAACCGGAGGACAAAGUUCGUUAGACAGGAAUCAGAUGACGAGAGAUGGAAGGAGGUGAUAUUGGUCCCAUAGUCUCCAUUAGACCUUACAGGACGUCAACCUAUGAGACUCGGGAAGCAGAAGGCACUGUUACAAAAGAAACUCCAGAAUUAUAGAGCGUCCAGCACAACAUAUAUAAUACCAUUACAAGCACCUGUGAUUUCAAUCGAAAUCAAACACUACAGGUUUAGUACAGCGGAUCUCCCUUAUCGUCCAAUGAGCUUAAUCUCAAGUGCACGCAGCGGAAGAUAAGAAACAGCUGAGAAAGCAGCUGCGAGCUAUAUGCAAACUUUGUGAGCGCGUGUUCAAUCAGGGAAAGAAUCAAUCAUACCUCGAACCCAAGAUCAGCGCCGUACGCCGCUCCUGCCAUCUUCCCAAGCGGUCCCGUAUACCAUACCUACGAACGAGGAGAUAUAUCAGUGUACGAGGCUAGGGCAGGGAAAUGACAUACCUCUG
Messenger RNA from Suillus fuscotomentosus, 1228 nucleotides. RefSeq lists its product as uncharacterized. The record is from RefSeq and is a predicted model, not a curated record. The transcript is spliced from 3 exons. The coding region runs from base 98 to 805 and encodes 235 amino acids. NCBI's taxonomy places the organism in Eukaryota, Fungi, Basidiomycota, Agaricomycetes, Boletales, Suillaceae. Gene Ontology annotation, molecular function: FMN binding.